Pectinophora gossypiella (pink bollworm) is the source of this 4429-nucleotide messenger RNA. It is a transcript of the gene Tmep, whose product is annotated as transmembrane protein 184B. Bases 285 to 1517 code for a protein of 410 amino acids. Gene Ontology annotation, molecular function: transporter activity. Gene Ontology annotation, biological process: transport. The record is from RefSeq and is a predicted model, not a curated record. NCBI's taxonomy places the organism in Eukaryota, Metazoa, Arthropoda, Insecta, Lepidoptera, Gelechiidae. The transcript has 8 exons.
GUCUAUGAUUAAUCGUCAACGACGUCACGAUUUCGCAAAUCGAAAAUGAAGUAAAAUUACGAGAAAGGAAUCAAAGGGAAACUUGUUUUUGCUUGUGUUUUAAUAAUCAACGAGUGAUUGUUUUCGCCUCAUACUGGGAUAAUCUGUGAGCGUUGAUGUGAACGAAAUCAAUGUGAUUGUGUGUACAGUGGAUCAGACAAUAUGUGUAAAGUGUUGAUUACGAAUGACAUCUGUUAACAAAAGGAAAACAGUAGUUAGAAGACAUUGGUAGUGAUAUUUACAGAAUGAGUUCAACGGAGUUUGUGAACGUGACCGCUCAGCCGCUGAGCGAUAUGGGUCACGAGCUCAAGGACAUCCUGAAGCCGCUGCAGGAGCCGGUGUUCCUGCAGACCCGCACGGCCCAGGUUAUCGCUGGGAUAUUCGUGUGGACCGCGCUCUUCAUUACUUGCCAACAGAUUUACCAGCACCUGCGCUGGUACACGAACCCGUCGGAGCAGCGUUGGAUCGUGCGCAUUCUGUUCAUCGUGCCCAUCUACGGGUGCUACAGUUGGAUCUCGCUGCUGUUCUUCAACGGCAACUCCUACUAUGUCUACUUCUUCACCGUCAGGGAUUGCUAUGAGGCGUUCGUGAUCUACAGCUUCCUGUCCUUGUGUUACGAGUACCUGGGCGGCGAGGGUAACAUAAUGUCGGAGCUGCGCGGGCGGCCGGUGCGCGCGUCCUGCGUCAAUGGCACCUGCUGCCUCGCAGGCGCCACCUACACCAUCGGCUUCCUGCGCUUCUGUAAACAGGCCACCCUGCAGUUCUGCCUCAUCAAGCCCGUCUGCGCUUUCAUCAUCAUAUUCCUGCAGUCCGCUGGCCACUACCACGACGGCGACUGGUCUCCGGACGGCGGCUACCUGUACAUCACGAUCGUGUACAACAUCUCCGUCAGUCUGGCGCUGUACGGCCUGUUCCUCUUCCUCGGCGCCACCAGGGAGAUGCUCAAGCCCUUCGACCCGGUGCUAAAGUUCUUCACCGUCAAGUCCGUCAUCUUCUUGUCCUUCUGGCAAGGUGUAGCUCUAGCUAUCCUAGAGAAGGCUGAGGUGAUCUCCCCGAUCGCGGACGCUCACGGGAUCCCCACCACGGCGGGUACGGUCUCCGCGGGCUACCAGAACUUCCUCAUAUGCAUCGAGAUGCUGGCGGCCGCCAUCGCGCUGCGCUACGCCUUCCCCGCGGCCGUGUACCACGCACACCGCGACCCGCACCGCUCCGUCACCAUGCAGUCCAUCUCGAGCAGCCUCAAGGAGACGAUGAACCCGAAGGACAUAAUGACGGACGCGUUCCACAACUUCCACCCGCAGUAUCAGCAGUACACGCAGUACAGCUCCGUGAUGCGUGGAGGGAACGGCAUGGGCAAGCGAGACGAAGGCGCGGCGUUGGCCCCACGACCACCUCCGCAGCGCGUCGCCACCAUCAGCCAUAACACCAACUACCACGAGAAGACAACUUUACUCAGCUCUGAUGACGAAUUUCAGUGAAUAUGUUAAAAGGAAGGAUUACAGACGUAUUGAUAAUGCUUCUUGUUACACUUCAGAGUUGGCUGUAUGUGAUAACGCCAUUGCUAUGUCAAGUAAAUCGAGAAGAAAAAGAAAGAAACUUGCGAGGUUAUUUGCCGCGAUUUUUAAAAACAUUCUAACGACGUGUCCGCAUUCACUGUUGCCUUGUAAAUGUUAUGGGGAUAAAAACACGAUCAACGUUAAAUAAUAAUUAGUGUCGGCCCUCGUACCUUGCUAAAGUUGGUACUAAAUUCUAAAAACUAAAUUUAAUCUUGACCUUAAAAAAAUGUAUUUCAAGCACCUAAAUGAGUGUAAUUAGAAGCAUUUUUAUAUAUUAAAUCACUUAAAUAAUACCUAAUGAAUAUUAUUAUGUUGUUUUACUGUUAAUUUCUAUUAAGUACAUUUAUUAAAGAAUCAAGUUAAUUUUGAAUUGUGAUUAAGUUAUUUUUUUUGUCUAAGGAUUAAGAAUAGAUGAUAUUAAAGUGCUUGCCAAGAAAUAAGUAGGAGUUUUUACUAGAUAGUUCAAUUGCACAGAAGGAAAACACUAAAAGAGUUAUGUAAGUGCAGUGUAGAGGCGCUUUAUACUUACUGCCUUAACGAGUAAUAGUUAAAUAAUUUAUCAGAAAACAUACUAGGGAAAGAAAAUAAAUCAUUUGUAAAAUGUACGAAUUACGACUAACCCAGGUAUUAGAUAGAGCGUGUAGUAUCUCUGCGGAAUAUCUUAAGUUUGUUUACGUUGUAUGAUUUUCUAAGUAUUUCUCUUUUUCGUAAAUCGAUGCUGUUUUUACCACGACGACUAUGGCUUUGAUAAGGAAUGUAUAGUAUGUAAUAUAAGUAUAAAAAAUAAUGUAAACCUACCUACAAGAUUUAUGGAGCGAAAAAUGUACAGAAAAAAGAUGAAUUAUUAAUUGUAAUAUCGCAUUAAGACCCGUAGACCCUAUAUAAACAUCGUUUUAUGAAAUUGUAUAAAUUAAAUCGAGGACUUUAGAUCAAAACUCGUAACGCACUCAUUACGAUGGAGACAAAAUAUCUUAAUUUCGCAUCUGAAAGUUAUAACGAGUGAAAAUACUGGUUGGUUGAGAUAAAAAAUAUUUCAAUAGUUAUAACCAGCGUCCGCGAUACGGGUUCCGCGCAAAUUAUACCGAGGGCUUCGGACCAAUAGCUGUACCACGUUUAUGCAUGUAGAUAGCAUUCGCUACUCUAUUGGCCAAAGCCCUCGGUAUAUUACGCGGCGCGCGCGGCGCAGAACCCUUGCCGCCUGUACUGAUUGGUGCUCGAUUAACUCAUUUCAGAUUUCUCGUUCAAAGAAAACUUUUGAAUGUUUAAAAAAUGGAGCAGUUGCUUUUUUGCUUUACGACGGCUGCGAAAUAUCACUGCCUUACUAAAUUGUAUACAGACUUAGUAAUCGAAGUCAUGUUAAUUACUAAUCUCGAUCGUCAUACUGAUUUUUUGGAGGGUAGUGAGGUUUUAUACACCUAAUUAAUAGUCAGCCAACAGUACGUAAUUGCUUCGUAUUUAUAAAAUUUACAUCAGUAGCCAUUUUCACCGUGUACGUUGGCGAGAUAUAGGACGUUCAAUUUAUAUAAAGCUGCGGCAUAUAAACUCUUAUCUAAGUACAUAACUAAAUACGCAAAAGAUAAGAAUUAAAAAUAUUAAAAUAGAUACCCAAAUUCUUGCUUCGCCAAUACGUUUUCCUACCAACUGCAGUACCUGAGACAGAGGAUAUGUUUUUAUAGCACUCAUCCGUGUUUAGGGAAACUCACAAAGAGAAAAUUAAAUCGAAAAAUCUGACUCGGACGGGACUUGAACCCACAGUUCUUGUUAAUCCGGGACGAGUGAGUUAACCAUUACACCACUGGGUGCUCCUCCUGUCCAUGCGAAACCCUCUUUUUCUCGUCUAUCUACUAACCAGCCAAACAAUUUAGCUACAGUAUUUUGCAUAUAGCAUAGGUACUUUGUAGUCCAGUAUCUCUAGGAUUGAUAUUCAUUGACCACUGCAUCUGCUUCCCCGUCCAAUCGUCCUAAAUUAAUGCAAGCACGAGCGAACGCUUUAUAAACUUCCAAAAUCACGAUGUACACUAUAAAAUCGAUAUUUUUUUACUAGAUUUUAAACGAUAGAUAUCUAUAUGUUCUCGGCUAUUACAUUAUAGUUAACACGAUGUAUUAAACUAAGAUCUCUAAGGCUAUAUCACCAUCUCCAGGAGUAUUUCUUGGAAAUAAUUCGUGAAUAAACAUUCCUUGAUUUUAUAUUCUUCAUUUGUUUUAUAUCCUUUGAUCGUUUACCUAAAGUACGAUGUAGUGAGGCUAAAUCUACAUCGGGAAAAAUACUUCAGUGAUGUCAUUAACUUGCAUUUUAUUUAAGUACAUAAAUACUCCUUUGAAAAUCCACACGAUAGAUUUAUCUUGCAGAUGGUGGUGGCUAUUAUUUAUGUAAAAUCUAAAUAAUCUUUGUAUAAUAAGUUACUUGUAAAUGUUUUAGCUCAGCCCGAUUUUAGCUAAGCACCUAUUCUGUGCAUUUAAUUUGGUGAUAACUUGGUAAUGCCUAUGAUGUAAACCAAUGUAGGUAUUUCGAAAAAAAGGGUUGGAAGGUUCUAAAAAGGGAUGGUUUUAGGGCUGAUGCGCUAAAACCGGGCUGAAUUCUCGUAGUAGGUGAAGCUAUCGAGUAAUUUCAUAUUCCUUACGUUCCCACAAAAAAUAUAGAUGGCAUCUGAACAGAUAGAUUUAACGUGAUAAUUACCUAUUUUCUCAUUACUAAAAUAUAAUCUUAUGGCAGAAGCAAAAUAUAUAAAAAUAAUUGAUGCUUGAUAUUUGGAUCAGAAUUAUGUUUCUACCUAUAUUGCGUCUUUUUAUUUUGAUCUGAAUAAUAACAGGUGGAAGAUUUGUUGUGCCUGGGU